Messenger RNA from Chenopodium quinoa (quinoa), 3736 nucleotides. RefSeq lists its product as uncharacterized. The transcript has 9 exons. The record is from RefSeq and is a predicted model, not a curated record. Lineage: Eukaryota; Viridiplantae; Streptophyta; Magnoliopsida; Caryophyllales; Amaranthaceae. The coding region runs from base 589 to 2661 and encodes 690 amino acids.
ACUAACAUCGAUUUCCGAUGAAUAUGUACGUCAUUUGUACUCGCCUUCUCUUUUAAUUGUUCUUAUCCGACAAAAUAUCAAGCCGGCUUAAACAAUACAACCAAAAUCCACCGAUUCAACAUUCAAUCUUUUCGUGAAAAAUGUGAACUUUGAUUCUUUCUCCCAUUUACUUCCUUAACUUCUUGCUUAUACUUCCAUCUUUGCUUCGAUUCUAAUUCACCCCUUCAACUUUCUACCAGUUUCUAUUACAAAUUUUUACUCAUCGAAUAAAUUCUUCAUAAUUCCUGCUGUAUUUCAUAGGUUCGAAGGAAAUUUUUAACUUGAGAUCAUUUAAUGGGUGUUCUUGAAACUUUCUACUGAUUUUCUGGGUAUUGGUGUUUAUAAGUAAUUGGGUUUUGUUUUUUGGUAUGGUAUUGAAUACUGAUGAAGUGAUAAUCAGUGGCGGAUCUAGGAUUUUAAUCGGCCGCAUUGUUGGGCUCGUUGGGGACAUUUAUUGACUUAAAAUCGACUCGAAAACACCAAUAACUUUUGGUGGGUUGGUUGAAGUUCUUGUAAAUUUUGUUGGGUAAUUGCUGAAUUUGUGAUUAGAUGACAAUGGUGAACAAAACGAGGAAUAUGUUGGAGGAUUUCAUGAGAGAAGGGUCAUUCAAAUGGUUGGUUGGUAGUCGGGAUUCAUUUAAAGAGGAAAUGGAGGAAUUAGGCAAAUCAUCUUCUGGAGAUAGUAAUUGGAUACCUCAGCUUUCUUCUGUUGCUAAUGUUGUGGCUAGGAGAUGCUCAAGAAUACUGGGGAUUUCAACAAGUGAUCUUAAAGAUGAUUUUGAUUCAGUUGCUUCGGAAUCUCUUAGAGGCCCUUCUCAUUAUGCUAGAAACUUACUGGAGUACUGUUGUUUUAGAGCACUUGCCCUGUCUAUGCAAGUGACUGGUUAUUUGGCUGAUAAAAAAUUCCGUCGUUUAACAUAUGAUAUGAUGCUUGCGUGGGAGUUUCCUGCUUCUUCCAGCCAACCUUUACUUACUGUGGAUGAAGAUGCUACUGUUGGACUGGAAGCCUUUUCUAGGAUAGCACCUGCUGUGCCUGUAAUUGCGAAUGUAGUCAUCAGUAACAAUUUAUUUCAGGUGCUUACUGCUUCAACUGGUGGUCGCCUUCAGUACUCUGUCUAUGACAAGUACCUUAUUGGCUUAGAAAGAGCUGUAAAGAAAUUGAAGAAUCAAUCUGAUUCAUCAUUGCUGUCUGAACUGCGGUCAGGUAGGAGGGAGAAGAUAGUGGAAGUGGAUGGCACAGUGACAACCCAACCAGUUCUCCAGCAUUUAGGAAUUUCUACAUGGCCUGGGAGACUAAUCCUUACUGAUCAUGCUCUAUAUUUUGAACCUCUUAAAGUUGUAUCAUACGAUAAAGCGACACGCUAUGACCUAGCAGAUGAUUUGAAGCAGAGUGUCAAACCUGAAUUGACUGGUCCAUGGGGUACAAGACUUUUUGAUAAGGCUGUUGCUUACAAAUCUGUUUCCCUAUCAGAACCGGUAAUAAUGGAAUUUCCUGAGCUCAAAGGGCAUAGUCGACGUGACUAUUGGUUGGCAAUUAUACAGGAGAUUUUAUUUGCUCAUAAAUUCAUCCGCAAGUACAAGAUAUCUGGCGUUGGACGGGAAGAAGCACUUCUAAAAGCUGUACUUGGGAUUCUUCGGUUACAGGCCAUUCAAGAUAUGAACUUAAUAGGUCCUGUUCGUGUGGAAGCUAUUCUUCUUUUUAAUCUUUGUGAUCAUCUCCCCGGGGGAGAUAUGAUUCUAGAAACUCUAGCCAGUAUGUCCACCUCAAGGGAGUUAGAAAGGACCAAUAGUCCUCGACGAGGUGGCUUACACUCUAGUUCAGCUUUAGCGGUUGCCACUACUUUAGGCUUUGGAUUUGGUUCCAAUGACCAUAACAAUCAUGUACUCCUUGUGGGUGAGAUAGCAGUUGGGGAUACAACUCCCCUGGAGAAGGUUGUUAAUGAAUCAAGAAGUAGCUAUGAGAAGGCGGUCCUAGCUCAGGAAACAGUGGAUGGUGUUAAAGUAGAUGGUAUUGAUACCAACUUGGCGGUAAUGAAGGAGCUACUAUUUCCAAUUUUAGAACUUGUCAACUGUAUCUUUUCUCUGGCUUAUUGGGAAGAGCCUUUGAAAUCUCUGGUAUUCUGCACAAUUGUUGCUUAUGCUGUCUUCAGGGGAUGGCUUGUGUAUGUUCUUGCUUCGCCUCUGAUCUGUAUUGCCUUCUUUAUGCUUCUGACACUAUGGUUUAGUCAAGGUCGACCUGUUUCAGAGGUGAAGGUUAUAGCUCCACCAGCAAAGAAUGCAAUGGAGCAGAUUUUGGCAGUCCAGAAUGCAGUUUCUCAAGCUGAAGAGUUCAUCCAAUUUGGAAAUAUUAUUCUUCUCAAACUACGUGCCUUGUUGUUAUCCAUUUCACCUCAGGCUACCAUGAAAUGUGCAAUAGUGCUUUCGGGCAUGGCUGUGUUUUUGGCAUUUGUCCCAAGUAAGUACAUUAUACUGUUGUGCUUUCUAGAGGCAUUCACAAGGUAUUCCCCUCCUAGGAGAGCAAACACAGAGAAAUGGGAGAGGCGUUUGAGGGAGUGGUGGUUUAGCAUACCUGCGGCACCAGUUGCUCUCGAGAGAGAAAAGGAAGAUAAGAAACGGAAAUAAUUUAACGUGUGCUUGAAGGUUGUAGAUUAGUAAUAAUAUCAUGUAUCAUUCUGCUGAUAGAAAAGCUGCUUGUUAAUAGAAUGACUGCUAAUAAAUUGCUUUUCUAGUAUACUAGAUAUAUCUAAUGAGAAGUGUAAAGUUGAACAUAAUCCUAUGUGCAUAUGGUUAGUGUUGUGCAUUUCCCACAGAGAUGCAAGUGAGGGCUACCUAUUCUUAAACAGUGAGAACAGCAAGCAUAUACAGCAACAGAAUGAAAGAUAAAUGCCAAGGCUUUUAAUAACCAAGCUUCAGCUGGUUGCUCAGGUCGACAGAAAGGAUAUUUUUCAAGGAAGGAGCUUCAUCAGCAAGAUUAAGACUCGCAAUGACAUGCAGAAGGGAGGCAACUAACUUGGAGUUCAUUCAGCCACAACUAUAUUGGGAGACUUCACUGGAUUCCUCGGCUAAUCCCUGAAUCCUGUGCAGACUGGUUUCUUAUGCUUGGCCAAAUGGAGAAACAAGGAGAGAGUAUUGGUGAUCAAAGGCAGCACAAUAUGCUAUUUAGUAAGGCUUGUAUGAUGAAUGAGACUUUCAAGGUUCCUGAAACUUUCAAAUUUCUGAAAGUUUCAGAAAGCAUGGAAAUAGAGACAAAAAGCCUCACCAAAUUCGUAAACAUCUAAACCAAUACAAUACAGUUCAGUUGUUCAAAACAUCCUGAUCGGCAACUGAAGCAACAAUUCAAAUCACACGACCCAUGAGUGGUAUUCAGGCAACAUUCAGCACAGGAACGCUCCAAAAAGAAAAGGUAAUAAAUAAUACCAAAGCACCUAGGCAAGGCUAACUUAUUAUGAUGAAUUGAGCCACCCUCUCGACCUCAAGACUUAUCCGUUCUCACUGUUCACCUCUCCCACUAUUAGCAGAAUCUCUUCAGUUCUCCGUAUUUUUUUGAACGACACACUUGUCUUAAACUAGUUCUACUCUAAUAUCACACCCUAAUAUUUAAAUCUGUAACAAAACGCUCUAUCUAUUAGGGAGUGUAACAUGAUCCCAAAUGAACUUUCAAGUGAACUCAAUAAUAUGUUCAAGCUCCGUUCAUUUA